Heterostelium album PN500 is the source of this 309-nucleotide messenger RNA. RefSeq lists its product as uncharacterized. NCBI's taxonomy places the organism in Eukaryota, Evosea, Eumycetozoa, Acytosteliales, Acytosteliaceae. Bases 1 to 309 code for a protein of 102 amino acids. The record is from RefSeq and is a predicted model, not a curated record. The transcript is spliced from 2 exons.
AUGACUAGUCAUUACCAAACCUUGUCAGAAAUUGGAUGUGGAUGUCAACUUCUUAGAGAGGAUCGUACACUGGAGAAUCUACCUUGGUCAGUAGAAUCGAUUGUGAUCAGCGAUGUGAUUGAACUCAGAAGAUGCGAUCAUUCAUCAUUCAUUGCCAUCUACAUGAACGAUCACACCAAAGGUGGCUUCAUCCAUUCCAAUCAACAAUUAAACGAUAACUUUAAAUCUGACAAUAAUAAACUUUAUAACCUUUUAUUUUUAUCAAAUCUCUCAAAUUCAGGUUAUUUAUUCCAUUUACCACCUCAAUAA